Messenger RNA from Cooperia oncophora, 891 nucleotides. The record is from the annotation of a GenBank genome assembly. Lineage: Eukaryota; Metazoa; Nematoda; Chromadorea; Rhabditida; Trichostrongylidae.
AUGGUGCAGGGGUUUGCUGUUGCCGCCAACCGGAAGUUGUUGGUUGCUCUCACUCUAGAUUUCCAUGGACAGGUGCUGCUUCAGAAUCAGUGCUCUUUUCUAGCUAGAUCAAAGGUGGAAGGCGUUCGGCUUUUCUCUCCGCACCAACUAUUCAAUUCUCCACCUGGAGCUGAAGUGGCUGUCUUUGAAAGGUCCGAGAGGACGCCAACCAAACAAGAGAAGCAUACCGAGGACGCUGCUAAAGCACUUGAAAUCCAGUUGAAAACUACUUUAGAAGAUCUCAGUGAUGCGCUCUUUGGAAGUGAAUGUGAAAAGCGAUGGGUGGACGCGUAUUUCCCGUUCACACAUCCUUCUUUUGAACUUGAGGUGUUUUAUGAAGGAAAGUGGCUAGAAGUGCUCGGUUGUGGCAUAAUGGAGCAGCAAUUAUUGGAAUCUGCUGGCGCUGGAGAUAAGGUUGGUUGGGCGUUCGGUCUUGGACUGGAGCGACUUGCCAUGAUACUAUACGGGAUUCCAGAUAUACGGUUGUUUUGGUCCACAGACUCAGGGUUCCUGUCGCAAUUCGCUGACAAACUACCCACCGACAAGAUCAAAUACAAGCCGAUUUCUGUACAUCCUCAGGUUCUAUUCGACAUGUCGUUCUUUUUGCCAGAGGGAGUAGUUUAUCAUGAUAUGACAGCCAAUGUGUAUGAUACUGUAAGAAAUGUUGGUGGUGAUUUGGUGGAACAGGUGAUCCUUACUGAUGAGUUCACCAAUAAGAAGAAUCGUAAAAGUCAAACUUAUCGGGUCGUCUAUCGGAGUAAUUCAAAAGCGCUCACAAAGGAGGAAGUUAAUGUAGUACAUAAGCAGAUCACAGAUCAAUUAUCAGAGCUUUACGGUGUUAUUUUGCGAUAG